UAUGAUGAUCGCUAUGGAAACACUCGCCUCUAUGUUGGUCGCUUGUCAUCUAGAACUCGUGCCAGAGACCUUGAACGUCUAUUUAGCAGAUACGGAAGGUUUCUGGGGGUUUGCCUAACCUGGAGAUGUUUGAUGAAUGGGUGGACUUGGUGUAAUUGGUGGAAAUUCUCGUCUGGUGUAUAGAGGGUGCAUCGGCAAUUUUGUUUGUUGAUUUAUUGCAUGUUUUUAUUGGAAAUGGCCUCAAAUCUCAAAAAUGGUGUUUGGAAGUUCCUUAAGUAAUGAUGGCCUUGAUUUUCUGGCAACAAUUUCCGCAGAGUACGUGAUGUGGAUAUGAAGCGUGAUUAUGCCUUUGUUGAAUUUAGUGAUCCUCGUGAUGCUGAUGACGCAAGAUAUUACUUGGAUGGACGGGAUUUCGAUGGAAGUCGCAUCACUGUGGAGGCAUCAAGAGGGGCGCCUCGUGGUUCUCGGGACAAUGGUAGCAGAGGCCCUCCUCCUGGUUCUGGUCGCUGUUUUAAUUGUGGUGUUGAUGGUCACUGGGCCCGAGACUGCACAGCAGGAGACUGGAAGAAUAAAUGUUACCGCUGUGGAGAAAGAGGACACAUCGAGAGAAACUGCAAGAACAGUCCUAGUCCAAAGAAGGCCAGGCAGGGUGGAAGCUAUUCCAGGUCACCAGUCAAAUCCCGCUCCCCUCGUCGCCGAAGGAGCCCAAGCCGUAGCCGUAGUUACAGUCGAGGUCGCAGUUACAGUCGAUCGCGAUCCCCAGUGAGAAGAGAGAAAAGCGUAGAGGACAGAUCACGCAGCCCUAAGGCAAUGGAGCGAUCUUUGUCACCUAAAGGCAGGGACCAAAGCCUGAGCCCAGACCAAAAAGUGACAGAUGCGAGCCCAAAGCGUGGAUCAGAGUAUGAUGGUAGUCCAAAAGAGAAUGGUAAUGGCAGGAACUCUGUGAGUCCCAUUGUUAGAGGUGAUGAAAGUCCUGUUGGACUUAAUGGUCAAGACAGGAGUCCCAUUGAUGAUGAGGCUGAGCUUAACCGUCCUUCCCCUAAAGGCAGUGAGUCACCUUGAUGGCACACAGGUUAAAGCUCUAUGAAGCAUUGUGUACUGAUGGAUGUUGUUUCCUUCUUUCCCUUUCUUUCUGCUUGACACUUUCCUUUUGGUUGCGUUACAAUACUGGAUUUACUUUCUUUGUUGACUUUUGGUUUGUUUUUCGACAACUUUCCAACUCUGUGAUGUUACUUUUCAUUGUUUAGUAACAACGCUUGAUGAAGUACCUCA
This is a messenger RNA of Arabidopsis lyrata subsp. lyrata, 1272 nucleotides long. Its product is annotated as serine/arginine-rich splicing factor RS2Z32. The transcript has 6 exons. The record is from RefSeq and is a predicted model, not a curated record. Gene Ontology annotation, biological process: mRNA splicing, via spliceosome. Lineage: Eukaryota; Viridiplantae; Streptophyta; Magnoliopsida; Brassicales; Brassicaceae. Gene Ontology annotation, cellular component: nuclear speck. Gene Ontology annotation, molecular function: mRNA binding; zinc ion binding. Bases 331 to 1062 code for a protein of 243 amino acids.